CGGGAAUCGGGAGGUUGGUGGUGUAGUGUUCACUAACGGGCUAUUCCACACAGGCACUCGGUGCCCCGGCCACGAUGGGAAGGCUCGGGCUUUAGCCUUCAAGUCGCUGCCUCCAGUGCUGUGAGCCUGAAGCAAGCACAAAAGUGAAGUAAUAUAUCUUGCACCAACCAAAGAACCGGCAGCGAUUUUGUUUCAUAUUUCAGAGACAGAGAAACUGCACAAAGAUGGCUAAAAAGGACGAUGACUUAGAUGUGCUGCUCCCAAACUGGUCAGGAGCAGCUGCCCAUGGGUUCAGUAUAAGUGGUGGUGACGAAGGGAUCUUCAUUAAGGAUGUGGUGCAGAAUUCUCCUGCGGGAAAGAGUGGAGUGAUGAAGGAAGGUGACCAGAUUGUAAGUGCAACUAUCUACUUUGAUGACAUGGGAUAUGAAGAAGCACAGAAAAUAUUAGAAACUGUAGAUCGACACACAGUGGGAUUGAAGCUACAUCGAAAAGGAGAAAAGCUUUCUCCUGGGGGAAGUUAUUCGUGGAACCCAGAACGACUUGAAGCUACAAGUCCAGAUGCUGUACUGAGUGGAGAUGAUGAAGACUAUCAAAGGAUUUUCAGAACAAAAAUCAAGCCUCAUCUGAAGUCAGAAGAUGGGUCAGAGGCAUCAGAUCAAGGCGACAGAACUUCCAAUGUUCAUAUCACCAGAAAGGUUAUUACACGUACUAUUCAUACUUCUGGCCCUACAGUCAUAAUGGACACAGACAUCCAGAAUCCAGAAUUUAAAAUAAAAGUUCCAAGAUAUGAACAAGUCACCAAUGAGAGAUCAGAGCCAAAACUGGAAACAUCAGAGAUGGAUGUAGGUGUAAAUCUCCCAGGCACUGAAGUUCUGAAACUUCAAAUGGGAGAUGGCCAACGGACCACUCGCACAAUGCACAUUGUGAAAACAAAAGUUGUAGAGGUAACUGGACCAGAUAUGGAACAUGGCCAGGCUACUUUCCAUAUGCCACAGCUCAAUAUAGCAGGAGGUGGAAGAACAAUGCAAACAACAGAUCUUGACUACAAAGCUGGAAUGACAAAUGUGAAAGAUCCUGUUAUUGAUAUUAAUACAAGUGGAGCAAAAACAGUCAUUGCUUCCCCAAACACUGAUGCUGAUCUUAAUGUAUCUGGAAAUGGUGACAAUUUAAAAGGUCCAAAAAUUGAUGGUCAAAAGUUAAAAGUGCAGCUUGAAGGCUCAGGUUUCAACACACAAGAUGGGAAAUUAAAUAUCAAAAUGAAGACACCAAACAUCAGUGUUUCAGGCUCAGAUGUAAACACAAAUACAUGGACAAAAACAGAAGCACCAGAUCUGAAUAUCGGUAUGAAUGUUCCUGAGGCAGAUAUUAAAAUAUCUGGACCAAGGACAGAAGGCAAUGUUGAAAUACCUGCAGUAGAUCUGAAUGUGGGAAGGGGUGCUACUGAAAUCAAAAGCACGAAUUUUAACUUUCCAGGAAUCAGGUACAAAACUCGUGAACCUGAUUUUAAUCUGGAAGGCAAAGGCGCAAAAGCAACAGUAAAUGUGCCUGACAUUGAAGUGGAGAGUGGCAUCAAAAGUCCUACAUUUAACAAGACAGGAUUCACUAUCUCUGGGCCCAAGGUGACAAUGCCUGAUAUUUCUUUGGAGCAGAAAGGUCCACAAGUUGGAUUACCUGACAUCAAUCUACAGGUUGACAGCAAAGGUCUAAAUCUGAAUACUAGCGAUUCACAAGUUGGUAUCAAGCAACCGGACAUCAGAGAAAAGGAGCUUAAGUUUUCAGUGCCUUCUAUGAAUAUGCCCACUGCAGACACUGACUUAAAUCUGAAAGUGUCAAUAGGAAAAGGUGACCAUAGCACUGACCUUCCGUUAGCAAAUAUUAAGGGAGAAAUCAAAGAGCCCAAAAUAGAUAUAGAAACAGAUAUACCAGACACUGAUAUUAGAUGGCAGAGUACAAAUUCGGAUUUAAAGGGACCAAAGAUAAAAGGUGAUGUUCAUAUACCUGAUGUAGAUUUAAAUGUCAGAGGAGGGUCUAGUAAAAUCAAAGGCCCUAAUUUAAAGAUGCCAGACUUAAGCAUCUCAGGACCAAAGAUCAAAAAGCCAGAUAUCAAUCUGAAACCCAAAGGCCCACAAAGCACAGCAGAUGUUAAUGUCCCUAAUAUAAAUCUAGAGAGUGUUUUCAAAGGCUCAGAUGUGAAUAUUAAAGGGCCUAAGAUUGAUAUUAAGGAACCUGAUGCCAAAGGUAGCGACCUCACGUUUUCGAUGCCUUCAAUAGGUUCACCCAGGGGAAGGGCUCCUGGCAUUGAUUUGAGUCUUAAAGGACCACAGGCGAAAACUGACCAUGAUGCUAACCUCCCUUCUGCUAGUAUUGUGAGUGAGAUUAAAGGACCCAAUGUGGAUGUGGAUGUUCCUGAGGCUGAUAUUAAGGGCCUUAGUGGAACAUUCCAUCAGCCCAAAGUCAAAAUGCCGAUGUUUGGAAUUGGUGGAGGGAAAGUAACAAGUCCGGAUGUCAAUAUUGAUGCGAAUCUUCCCACUACAGAUGCCAUUCUACCUGGUCCAAAGAUAGAAGGUGUUCUUGAUGUACCUGUUGUAGAUGUUGGCAUUGAUGCAGGUUCCAGUAAAAUCAAAGACCCGAAAUUUAAAAUGACAGACUUAAGUAUUUCAGGACCCAAGACUGAACCACCAGAAUUCAAUCUGAAAUUCAGAGGCCCAAAUGCCACAGAACAUACGGAUGUCCCUGAUGUUAAUCUGGAAGGUGAUCUCAAAGGCCCAGAUAUGAACAUUAAAGGUCCCAAAGUUAAUAUUGAGGGACCUAACGCCAAAGGAAACGGCCUAAAUAUUUCAAUGCUUUCCACAGGAUUGCCCAAUAUCAAGACACCCGAGUUUGAUUUGAAUCUCAAAGAUCCAGAGGUGAAAGCUGCGCAUGAUGAUGCCCUUCCUUCUGAAAGCAUUGAAGGUGAGAUCAAGGGACCCAAGGUGGAAAUAGAUCUUCCUGAAGCUGACAUCAAGGGUCCAAGUGGAUCAAUCCAUAUGCCAAAAUUUAAAAUGCCCAAAUUCGGAUUUGGUGGAGGUAAAGUAGAAGGACCCGAAGUCAAUGUUGGUGCAAAUGUUCCAGCUGCAGAUAUCAGUCUAACUGGUCCAAAGAUAGAAGGUAAUGUUGAUGUCCCUGAUGUGGAUCUAGAUGUUGGUGGAGGAUCAGCUAAAAGAGAAGGCGUUAAAUUUAAAAUGCCAGAUUUCAAUAUAUCAGGACCCAAGUUUGAAAAGCCAGAUUUCAGUUGGAAAUUCAAGGGCACAAAGGGCACACCAGAUGUGGAUGUCCCGGAUGUUAAUCUAGAGGGUGAUCUCAAAGGUCCCAAAGUGAAAGCAGACCACGAUAUUGAUCCCUACGCUACCAAAAUAGAGGGUGAGAUCACAGGACCUAAGGUGGACAUAGAUCUUCCAGAGGCAGAUAUGAAGGGUCACAGUGGAAAGUUCCACAUUCCGAAAUUUAAAAAGACAAACUUUGGAUUCGGUGCAGGGAAACCAGAAGGUCCUGACGUCAAUAUUGAUGCAAAUCUUCCAGAUGCAGUUGUCAGUCUAACUGGUCCAAAGAUAGAAGGUGACAUUGAUGUCCCUGACGUAGAUCUAGAUGUUGGUGGAGGCUCUGGUAAAAUUAAAGGCCCGAAAUUUAAAAUGCCAGAUGUCAACAUAUCAGGACCCAAGUUUGAAAAGCCAGAUUUCAGUUUGAAAUUCAAGGGCCCGAAGGGUACAGCUGAUGUGGAUGUCCCGGAUGUCAAUCUAGAGGGUGAUCUCAAAGGCUCGGAUGUGAAUAUUAAAGGUCCUAAAGUUGAUAUUGAGGGACCUGAUGCCAAAGCAGGUGGACUCAAGUUUUCAAUGCCUUCCAUAACAUUGCCCAAGAUCAAGGGUCCUGAUCUUGAUUUGAAUGUCAAAGGCCGAGAGUUGAAAGCUGACCACGAUAUUGACCUCCCUACUGCUAAUAUAGAGGGUGAGAUCAAAGGGCCCAAGGUGGACAUAGAUGUUCCAGAGGCAGAUGUUAAGGGUCCCAGUGGAUCGUUCCACAUGCCGAAAUUUAAAAUGCCCAAGUUUGGAUUCGGUGGAGGGAAAGUGGAAGGUUCCGAUGUCAAUAUUGAUGCAAAGCUUCCAGAUGCAGAUGUCACUCUAACGGGUCCAAACAUAGAAGGAGAUAUUGAUGUCCCCGACGUAGAUCUCGAUGUUGGUGGAGGCUCUGGUAAAAUCAAAGGCCCGAAAUUUAAAAUGCCAGAUUUCAAUAUAUCCGGACCCAAAUUUGAAAACCCAGACUUCAAUUUAAAAUUCAAGGGCCCGAAAGGUACAGCUGAUGUAGAUGUCCCGGAUGUCAAUCUAGAGGGUGAUCUCAAAGGCCCAGAUGUGAAUAUUAAAGGUCCUAAAGUUGACAUUGAGGGACCUGAUGCCAAAGCAGGUGGACUCAAGUUUUCAAUGCCUUCCAUAACAUUGCCCAAGAUCAAGGGUCCUGAUCUUGAUUUGAAUGUCAAAGGCCGAGAGUUGAAAGCUGACCACGAUAUUGACCUCCCUUCUGCUAAUAUAGAGGGUGAGAUCAAAGGGCCCAAGGUGGACAUAGAUGUUCCAGAGGCAGAUAUUAAGGGUCCCAGUGGAUCGUUCCACAUGCCGAAAUUUAAAAUGCCCAAGUUUGGAUUCGGUGGAGGGAAAGUGGAAGGUCCCGAUGUCAACAUUGAUGCAAAGCUUCCAGAUGCAGAUGUCACUCUAACGGGUCCAAACAUAGAAGGAGAUAUUGAUGUCCCCGACGUAGAUCUCGAUGUUGGUGGAGGCUCUGGUAAAAUCAAAGGCCCGAAAUUUAAAACGCCAGAUUUCAAUAUAUCAGGACCCAAGUUUGAAAAGCCAGACUUCAGUUUGAAAUUCAAGGGCCCGAAGGGUACAGCUGAUGUGGAUGUCCCGGAUGUUAAUCUAGAGGGUGAUCUCAAAGGACCUGAUUUGAAUAUUAAAGGUCCUAAAGUUGAUAUUGAGGGACCUGAUGCCAAAGCAGGUGGACUCAAGUUUUCAAUGCCUUCCAUAACAUUGCCCAAGAUCAAGAGUCCUGAUUUUGAUUUGAGUCUGAAAGGCCCAGAGGUGAAAGCUGACCACGAUAUUGACCUCCCUUCUACGAAUAUAGAGGGUGAGAUCAAAGGGCCCAAGGUGGACAUAGAUGUUCCAGAGGCAGAUAUUAAGGGUCCCAGCGGAUCGUUCCACAUGCCGAAGUUUAAAAUGCCCAAGUUUGGAUUUGGUGGAGGGAAAGUAGAAGGUCCCGAUGUCAAUAUUGAUGCAAAACUUCCAGAUGCAGGUGUCAGUCUAACUGGUCCAGACAUAGAUGGUGCUAUUGAUGUCCCUGACGUAGAUCUAGAUGUUGGAGGAGGCUCUGGUAAAAUCAAAGGCCCGAAAUUUAAAAUGCCAGAUUUCAAUAUAUCCGGACCCAAAUUGGAAAAGCCAGAUUUCAAUUUGAAAUUCAAGGGCCCGAAGGGCACAGCUGAUUUGGAUGUCCCAGAUGUUAAUCUAGAGGGCGAUCUCAAAGGCCCGGAUGUGAAUAUUAAAGGUCCUAAAGUUGAUAUUGAGGGACCUGAUGCCAAAGCAGGUGGACUCAAGUUUUCAAUGCCUUCCAUAACAUUGCCCAAAAUCAAGGGGCCUGAUUUUGAUUUGAAUCUCCAAGGUCCAGAGGUGAAAGCUGACUACGAUAUUGACCUCCCUUCUGGCCAAGUAGAGGGUGGGAUCAAAGGGCCCAAGGUGGACAUAGAUGUUCCAGAGGCAGAUACUAAGGGUCCCAGUGGAUCGUUCCACAUGCCGAAAUUUAAAAUGCCCAAGUUUGGAUUUGGUGGAGGGAAAGUGGAAGGUCCCGAUGUCAAUAUUGAUGCAAACAUUCCAGAUGCAGACGUCAGUCUAACUGGUCCAGAGAUAGAAGGUGACAUUGAUGUCCCUGACGUAGAUCUAGAUGUUGGCGGAGGCUCUGGUAAAAUCAAAGGCCCGAAAUUUAAAAUGCCAGAUUUCAAUAUAUCCGGACCCAAGUUUGAAAAGCCAGACUUCAAUUUAAAAUUCAAGGGCCCGAAGGGUACAGCUGAUGUGGAUGUCCCGGAUGUUAAUCUAGAGGGUGAUCUCAAAGGAUCAGAUGUGAAUAUUAAAGGUCCUAAAGUUGAUAUUGAGGGACCUGAUGCCAAAGCAGGUGGACUCAAGUUUUCAAUGCCUUCCAUAACAUUGCCCAAGAUCAAGGGUCCUGAUUUUGAUUUGAGUCUGAAAGGCCCAGAGGUGAAAGCUGACCACGAUAUUGACCUCCCUUCUGCUAAUAUAGAGGGUGAGAUCAAAGGGCCCAAGGUGGACAUAGAUGUUCCAGAGGCAGAUAUUAAGGGUCCCAGUGGAUCGUUCCACAUGCCGAAAUUUAAAAUGCCCAAGUUUGGAUUCGGUGGAGGGAAAGUGGAAGGUCCCGAUGUCAAUAUUGAUGCAAAACUUCCAGAUGCAGGUGUCAGUCUAACUGGUCCAGACAUAGAAGGUGCUAUUGAUGUCCCUGACGUAGAUCUAGAUGUUGGUGGAGGCUCUGGCAAAAUCAAAGGCCCGAAAUUGAAAAUGCCAGAUUUCAAUAUAUCCGGACCCAAAUUGGAAAAGCCAGAUUUCAGUUUGAAAUUCAAGGGCCCCAAGGGCACAGCUGAUGUGGAUGUCCCGGAUAUCAAUCUAGCGGGUGAUCUCAAAGGCCCAGAUGUGAAUAUUAAAGGCCCUAAAGUUGACAUUGAGGGACCUGAUGCCAAAGCAGGUGGACUCAAGUUUUCAAUGCCUUCCAUAACAUUGCCCAAGAUCAAGAGUCCUGAUUUUGAUUUGAGUCUCAAAGGCCCAGAGGUGAAAGCUGACCACGAUAUUGACCUCCCUUCUGCUAAUAUAGAGGGUGAGAUCAAAGGGCCCAAGGUGGACAUAGAUGUUCCAGAGGCAGAUAUUAAGGAUCCCAGUGGAUCGUUCCACAUGCCGAAAUUUAAAAUGCCCAAGUUUGGAUUCGGUGGAGGGAAAGUGGAAGGUCCCGAUGUCAAUAUUGAUGCAAAGCUUCCAGAUGCAGAUGUCAGUCUAACUGGUCCAGAGAUAGAAGGUGCUAUUGAUGUCCCUGACGUAGAUCUAGAUGUUGGUGGAGGCUCUGGUAAAAUCAAAGGCCCGAAAUUUAAAAUGCCAGAUUUCAAUAUAUCAGGACCCAAAUUUGAAAAGCCAGACUUCAAUUUAAAAUUCAAGGGCCCGAAGGGUACAGCUGAUGUGGAUGUCCCGGAUGUCAAUCUAGAGGGUGAUCUCAAAGGCCCGGAUGUGAAUAUUAAAGGUCCUAAAGUCGAUAUUGAGGGACCUGAUGCCAAAUCAGGUGGACUCAAGUUUUCAAUGCCUUCCAUAACAUUGCCCAAAAUCAAGGGUCCUGAUUUUGAUUUGAGUCUCAAAGGCCCAGAGGUGAAAGCUGACCACGAUAUUGACCUCCCUUCUGCUAAUAUAGAGGGUGAGAUCAAAGGGCCCAAGGUGGACCUAGACGUUCCAGAGGCAGAUAUUAAGGGUCCCAGUGGAUCGUUCCACAUGCCGAAAUUUAAAAUGCCCAAGUUUGGAUUCGGUGGAGGGAAAGUGGAAGGUCCCGAUGUCAAUAUUGAUGCAAAUCUUCCAGAUGCAGAUGUCAGUCUAACUGGUCCAGAGAUAGAAGGUAAUAUUGAUGUCCCUGACGUCGAUCUAGAUGUUGGUGGAGGCUCUGGUAAAAUCAAAGGCCCGAAAUUUAAAAUGCCAGAUUUCAAUAUAUCAGGACCCAAGUUUGAUAAGCCAGAUUUAGAUGUGAAAAUCAAAGGCCCAAAAGUUGCAGCCGACGUUGAUGUCCCUGAUGUUGAUCUACAGGGUCAUCUCAAAGGUCCAGGGGUGAACAUUAAAGGACCUAAAGUUGACAUUGAGGGACCUGAUACAAAAGGAAGUGGCCUCAAGAUUUCAGUGCCUUCCAUAGCAUUGCCUAAAUUCAAGGCACCUGAUGUUGACCUGAGUCUCAAGGGCCCAGAUUUCAAAGGCAACCAUGAUGUUGACCUCCCUUCUGCAAAGAUACGGGGUGGGAGCAAAGAACCCAAGGUGAAUAUAGAUGUUCCUGAAGGUGAUAACAAAGGUCAUGGUGGAAAGUUCCGGAUGCCAAGGAUUAAACUGCCAAAAUUUGGAUUGGGUGGAGGGAAAGCAGAAGGUCCCAGUAUGAAUACUGACUCCAGUCUUACUCCUGCAGAUGUCAGUGUAACAGGUCCAAAGAUAGAAGGGGCUAUAAAUGUUCCUGACGUAGAUCUAGAUGUUGGUGGAGGCUCUGGUAAAAUUAAAGGCCCGAAAUUUAAAAUGCCAGAUGUCAACAUAUCAGGACCCAAAUUGGAAAAGCCAGAUUUCAGUUUGAAAUUCAAGAGCCCAAAGGGCACAGCUGAUGUGGAUGUCCCGGAUGUUAAUCUAAAGGGUGACCUCAAAGGCCCGGAUGUGAAUAUUAAAGGCCCUAAAGCUGACAUUGAGGGACCUGAUGCCAAAGCAGGUGGACUCAAGUUUUCAAUGCCUUCCAUAACAUUGCCCAAAAUCAAAGGUCCUGAUUUUGAUUUGAGUCUGAAAGGCCCAGAGGUGAAAGCUGACCAUGAUAUUGACAUCCCUUCUGGCAAGGUAGAGGGUGAGAUCAAAGGGCCCAAGGUGGACAUAGAUGUUCCAGAGGCAGAUAUUAAGGGUCCCAGUGGAUCGUUCCACAUGCCAAAAUUUAAAAUGCCCAAGUUUGGAUUCGGUGGAGGGAAAGUGGAAGGUCCCGAUGUCAAUAUUGAUGCAAAGCUUCCAGAUGCAGAUGUCAGUCUAACUGGUCCAGAGAUAGAAGGUAAUAUUGAUGUCCCUGACGUAGAUCUAGAUGUUGGUGGAGGCUCUGGUAAAAUCAAAGGCCCGAAAUUUAAAAUGCCAGAUUUCAAUAUAUCCGGACCCAAGUUUGAAAAGCCAGACUUCAAUUUAAAAUUCAAGGGCCCGAAGGGUACAGCUGACGUGGAUGUCCCGGAUGUCAAUCUAGAGGGUGAUCUCAAAGGACCUGAUUUGAAUAUUAAAGGUCCUAAAGUUGAUAUUGAGGGACCUGAUGCCAAAGCAGGUGGACUCAAGUUUUCAAUGCCUUCCAUAACAUUGCCCAAAAUCAAGGGUCCUGAUUUUGAUUUGAGUCUCAAAGGCCCCGAGGUGAAAGCUGACCACGAUAUUGACCUCCCUUCUGCUAAUAUAGAGGGUGAGAUCAAAGGGCCCAAGGUGGACAUAGAUGUUCCAGAGGCAGAUAUUAAGGGUCCCAGCGGAUCGUUCCACAUGCCGAAAUUUAAAAUGCCCAAGUUUGGAUUCGGUGGAGGGAAAGUGGAAGGUCCCGAUGUCAAUAUUGAUGCAAAGCUUCCAGAUGCAGAUAUCAGUCUAACUGGUCCAGAGAUAGAAGGUGCUAUUGAUGUCCCUGACGUAGAUCUAGAUGUUGGUGGAGGCUCUGGUAAAAUCAAAGGCCCGAAAUUUAAAAUGCCAGAUUUCAAUAUGUCCGGACCCAAGUUUGAAAAGCCAGACUUCAAUUUAAAAUUCAAGGGCCCGAAGGGUACAGCUGAUGUGGAUGUCCCGGAUGUCAAUCUAGAGGGUGAUCUCAAAGGACCAGAUGUGAAUAUUAAAGGUCCUAAAGUUGAUAUUGAGGGACCUGAUGCCAAAGCAGGUGGACUCAAGUUUUCAAUGCCUUCCAUAACAUUGCCCAAGAUCAAGGGUCCUGAUUUUGAUUUGAGUCUGAAAGGCCCAGAGGUGAAAGCUGACCACGAUAUUGACCUCCCUUCUGCUAAUACAGAGGGUGAGAUCAAAGGGCCCAAGGUGGACAUAGAUGUUCCAGAGGCAGAUAUUGAGGGUCCCAGUGGAUCGUUCCACAUGCCAAAAUUUAAAAUGCCCAAGUUUGGAUUCGGUGGAGGGAAAGUGGAAGGUCCCGAUGUCAAUAUUGAUGCAAAGCUUCCAGAUGCAGAUGUCAGUCUAUUUGGUCCAGAGAUAGAAGGUGCUACUGAUGUCCCUGACGUAGAUCUAGAUGUUGGUGGAGGCUCUGGUAAAAUCAAAGGCCCGAAAUUUAAAAUGCCAGAUUUCAAUAUAUCAGGACCCAAGUUUGAAAAGCCAGACUUCAAUUUAAAAUUCAAGGGCCCGAAGGGUACAGCUGAUGUGAAUGUCCCGGAUGUCAAUCUAGAGGGUGAUCUCAAAGGACCAGAUGUGAAUAUUAAAGGUCCUAAAGUCGAUAUUGAGGGACCUGAUGCCAAAGCAGGUGGACUCAAGUUUUCAAUGCCUUCCAUAACAUUGCCCAAGAUCAAGGGUCCUGAUUUUGAUUUGAGUCUCAAAGGCCCAGAGGUGAAAGCUGACCACGAUAUUGACCUCCCUUCUGCUAAUAUAGAGGGUGAGAUCAAAGGGCCCAAGGUGGACAUAGAUGUUCCAGAGGCAGAUAUUAAGGGUCCCAGUGGAUCGUUCCACAUGCCGAAAUUUAAAAUGCCCAAGUUUGGAUUCGGUGGAGGGAAAGUGGAAGGUCCCGAUGUCAAUAUUGAUGCAAAUCUUCCAGAUGCAGAUGUCAGUCUAACUGGUCCAGAGAUAGAAGGUAAUAUUGAUGUCCCUGACGUAGAUCUAGAUGUUGGUGGAGGCUCUGGUAAAAUCAAAGGCCCGAAAUUUAAAAUGCCAGAUUUCAAUAUAUCCGGACCCAAAUUUGAAAAGCCAGACUUCAGUUUGAAAUUCAAGGGCCCGAAGGGUACAGCAGAUGUGGAUGUCCCGGAUGUUAAUCUACAGGGUGAUCUCAAAGGACCAGAUGUGAAUAUUAAAGGUCCUAAAGUUGAUAUUGAGGGACCUGAUGCCAAAGCAGGUGGACUCAAGUUUUCAAUGCCUUCCAUAACAUUGCCCAAAAUCAAGGGUCCUGAUUUUGAUUUGAGUCUCAAAGGCCCAGAGGUGAAAGCUGACCACGAUAUUGACCUCCCUUCUGCUAAUAUAGAGGGUGAGAUCAAAGGACCCAAGGUGGACAUAGAUGUUCCAGAGGCAGAUAUUAAGGGUCCCAGCGGAUCGUUCCACAUGCCGAAAUUUAAAAUGCCCAAGUUUGGAUUCGGUGGAGGGAAAGUGGAAGGUCCCGAUGUCAAUUUUGAUGCAAAUCUUCCAGAUGCAGAUGUCAGUCUAACUGGUCCAGAGAUAGAAGGUAAUAUUGAUGUCCCUGACGUAGAUCUAGAUGUUGGUGGAGGCUCUGGUAAAAUCAAAGGCCCGAAAUUUAAAAUGCCAGAUUUCAAUAUAUCCGGACCCAAAUUUGAAAAGCCAGACUUCAGUUUGAAAUUCAAGGGCCCGAAGGGUACAGCAGAUGUGGAUGUCCCUGAUGUUGAUCUACAGGGUGAUCUCAAAGGACCAGAUGUGAAUAUUAAAGGUCCUAAAGUUGAUAUUGAGGGACCAGAUGCCAAAGCAGGUGGACUCAAGUUUUCAAUGCCUUCCAUAACAUUGCCCAAAAUCAAGGGUCCAGAUUUUGAUUUGAGUCUCAAAGGCCCAGAGGUGAAAGCUGACCACGAUAUUGACCUCCCUUCUGCUAAUAUAGAGGGUGAGAUCAAAGGACCCAAGGUGGACAUAGAUGUUCCAGAGGCAGAUAUUAAGGGUCCCAGCGGAUCGUUCCACAUGCCAAAAUUUAAAAUGCCCAAGUUUGGAUUCGGUGGAGGGAAAGUGGAAGGUCCCGAUGUCAAUAUUGAUGCAAAGCUUCCAGAUGCAGAUGUCAGUCUAUCUGGUCCAGAGAUAGAAGGUAAUAUUGAUGUCCCUGACGUAGAUCUAGAUGUUGGUGGAGGCUCUGGUAAAAUCAAAGGCCCGAAAUUUAAAAUGCCAGAUUUCAAUAUAUCCGGACCCAAAUUUGAAAAGCCAGACUUCAAUUUAAAAUUCAAGGGCCCGAAGGGUACAGCUGAUGUGGAUGUCCCGGAUGUCAAUCUAGAGGGUGAUCUCAAAGGCCCAGAUGUGAAUAUUAAAGGUCCUAAAGUUGACAUUGAGGGACCUGAUGCCAAAGCAGGUGGACUCAAGUUUUCAAUGCCUUCCAUAACAUUGCCCAAAAUCAAGGGUCCUGAUUUUGAUUUGAGUCUGAAAGGCCCAGAGGUUAAAGCUGACCACGAUAUUGACGUCCCUUCUGCUAAUACAGAGGGUGAGAUCAAAGGGCCCAAGGUGGACAUAGAUGUUCCAGAGGCAGAUAUUAAGGGUCCCAGCGGAUCGUUCCACAUGCCGAAAUUUAAAAUGCCCAAGUUUGGAUUCGGUGGAGGGAAAGUGGAAGGUCCCGGUGUCAAUAUUGAUGCAAAUCUUCCAGAUGCAGAUGUCAGUCUAACUGGUCCAGAGAUAGAAGGUGACAUUGAUGUCCCUGACGUAGAUCUAGAUGUUGGUGGAGGCUCUGGUAAAAUCAAAGGCCCGAAAUUUAAAAUGCCAGAUUUCAAUAUAUCCGGACCCAAGUUUGAAAAGCCAGACUUCAAUUUAAAAUUCAAGGGCCCGAAGGGUACAGCUGAUGUGGAUGUCCCGGAUGUUAAUCUAGAGGGUGAUCUCAAAGGACCAGAUGUGAAUAUUAAAGGUCCUAAAGUGGAUAUUGAGGGACCUGAUGCCAAAGCAGGUGGACUCAAGUUUUCAAUGCCUUCUAUAACAUUGCCCAAGAUCAAGGGUCCUGAUUUUGAUUUCAGUCUCAAAGGCCCAGAGGUGAAAGCUGACCACGAUAUUGACCUCCCUUCUGCUAAUAUAGAGGGUGAGAUCAAAGGGCCCAAGGUGGACAUAGAUGUUCCAGAGGCAGAUAUUAAGGGUCCCAGCGGAUCGUUCCACAUGCCGAAAUUUAAAAUGCCCAAGUUUGGAUUCGGUGGAGGGAAAGUGGAAGGUCCCGAUGUCAAUAUUGAUGCAAAACUUCCAGAUGCAGAUGUCAGUCUAACUGGUCCAGAGAUAGAAGGUGACAUUGAUGUCCCUGACGUAGAUCUAGAUGUUGGUGGAGGCUCUGGUAAAAUCAAAGGCCCGAAAUUUAAAAUGCCAGAUUUCAAUAUAUCCGGACCCAAGUUUGAAAAGCCAGACUUCAAUUUAAAAUUCAAGGGCCCGAAGGGUACAGCUGAUGUGGAUGUCCCGGAUGUCAAUCUAGAGGGUGAUCUCAAAGGCCCGGAUGUGAAUAUUAAAGGUCCUAAAGUGGAUAUUGAGGGACCUGAUGCCAAAGCAGGUGGACUCAAGUUUUCAAUGCCUUCCAUAACAUUGCCCAAGAUCAAGGGUCCUGAUUUUGAUUUGAAUCUCAAAGGCCCAGAGGUGAAAGCUGACCACGAUAUUGACCUCCCUUCUGCUAAUAUAGAGGGUGAGAUCAAAGGGCCCAAGGUGGACAUAGAUGUUCCAGAGGCAGAUAUUAAGGGUCCCAGUGGAUCGUUCCACAUGCCGAAAUUUAAAAUGCCCAAGUUUGGAUUCGGUGGAGGGAAAGUGGAAGGUCCCGAUGUCAACAUUGAUGCAAAGCUUCCAGAUGCAGAUGUCAGUCUAUCUGGUCCAGAGAUAGAAGGUGCUAUUGAUGUCCCUGACGUAGAUCUAGAUGUUGGUGGAGGCUCUGGUAAAAUCAAAGGCCCGAAAUUUAAAAUGCCAGAUUUCAAUAUAUCCGGACCCAAGUUUGAAAAGCCAGACUUCAAUUUAAAAUUCAAGGGCCCGAAGGGCACAGCUGAUGUGGAUGUCCCAGAUGUCAAUCUAGAGGGUGAUCUCAAAGGCCCGGAUGUGAAUAUUAAAGGUCCUAAAGUGGAUAUUGAGGGACCUGAUGCCAAAGCAGGUGGACUCAAGUUUUCAAUGCCUUCCAUAACAUUGCCCAAGAUCAAGGGUCCUGAUUUUGAUUUGAAUCACAAAGGCCCAGAGGUGAAAGCUGACCACGAUAUUGACCUCCCUUCUGCUAAUAUAGAGGGUGAGAUCAAAGGGCCCAAGGUGGACAUAGAUGUUCCAGAGGCAGAUAUUAAGGGUCCCAGUGGAUCGUUCCACAUGCCAAAAUUUAAAAUGCCCAAGUUUGGAUUCGGUGGAGGGAAAGUGGAAGGUCCCGAUGUCAAUAUUGAUGCAAAGCUUCCAGAUGCAGAUGUCAGUCUAUCUGGUCCAGAGAUGGAAGGUGCUAUUGAUGUCCCUGACGUAGAUCUAGAUGUUGGUGGAGGCUCUGGUAAAAUCAAAGGCCCGAAAUUUAAAAUGCCAGAUUUCAAUAUAUCCGGACCCAAGUUUGAAAAGCCAGACUUCAAUUUAAAAUUCAAGGGCCCGAAGGGCACAGCUGAUGUGGAUGUCCCGGAUGUCAAUCUAGGGGGUGAUCUCAAAGGCCCGGAUGUGAAUAUUAAAGGUCCUAAAGUGGAUAUUGAGGGACCUGAUGCCAAAGCAGGUGGACUCAAGUUUUCAAUGCCUUCCAUAACAUUGCCCAAGAUCAAGGGUCCUGAUUUUGAUUUGAAUCUCAAAGGCCCAGAGGUGAAAGCUGACCACGAUAUUGACCUCCCUUCUGCUAAUAUAGAGGGUGAGAUCAAAGGGCCCAAGGUGGACAUAGAUGUUCCAGAGGCAGAUAUUAAGGGUCCCAGCGGAUCGUUCCACAUGCCGAAAUUUAAAAUGCCCAAGUUUGGAUUCGGUGGAGGGAAAGUGGAAGGUCCCGAUGUCAACAUUGAUGCAAAGCUUCCAGAUGCAGAUGUCAGUCUAUCUGGUCCAGAGAUAGAAGGUGCUAUUGAUGUCCCUGACGUAGAUCUAGAUGUUGGUGGAGGCUCUGGUAAAAUCAAAGGCCCGAAAUUUAAAAUGCCAGAUUUCAAUAUAUCCGGACCCAAAUUGGAAAAGCCAGACUUCAAUUUAAAAUUCAAGGGCCCGAAGGGUACAGCUGAUGUGGAUGUCCCGGAUGUCAAUCUAGAGGGUGAUCUCAAAGGACCAGAUGUGAAUAUUAAAGGUCCUAAAGUCGAUAUUGAGGGACCUGAUGCCAAAGCAGGUGGACUCAAGUUUUCAAUGCCUUCCAUAACAUUGCCCAAGAUCAAGGGUCCUGAUUUUGAUUUGAGUCUGAAAGGCCCAGAGGUGAAAGCUGACCACGAUAUUGACCUCCCUUCUGCUAAUAUAGAGGGUGAGAUCAAAGGGCCCAAGGUGGACAUAGAUGUUCCAGAGGCAGAUAUUAAGGGUCCCAGUGGAUCGUUCCACAUGCCGAAAUUUAAAAUGCCCAAGUUUGGAUUCGGUGGAGGGAAAGUGGAAGGUCCCGAUGUCAAUAUUGAUGCAAAUCUUCCAGAUGCAGAUGUCAGUCUAACUGGUCCAGAGAUAGAAGGUAAUAUUGAUGUCCCUGACGUAGAUCUAGAUGUUGGUGGAGGCUCUGGUAAAAUCAAAGGCCCGAAAUUUAAAAUGCCAGAUUUCAAUAUAUCAGGACCCAAGUUUGAAAAGCCAGACUUCAAUUUAAAAUUCAAGGGCCUGAAGGGUACAGCAGAUGUGGAUGUCCCGGAUGUCAAUCUAGAGGGUGAUCUCAAAGGCCCGGAUGUGAAUAUUAAAGGUCCUAAAGUUGAUAUUGAGGGACCUGAUGCCAAAGCAGGUGGACUCAAGUUUUCAAUGCCUUCCAUAACAUUGCCCAAGAUCAAGGGUCCUGAUUUUGAUUUGAGUCUCAAAGGCCCAGAGGUGAAAGUUGACCACGAUAUUGACCUCCCUUCUGCUAAUAUAGAGGGUGAGAUCAAAGGACCCAAGGUGGACCUAGACGUUCCAGAGGCAGAUAUUAAGGGUCCCAGUGGAUCGUUCCACAUGCCGAAAUUUAAAAUGCCCAAGUUUGGAUUCGGUGGAGGGAAAGUAGAAUGUCCCGAUGUCAAUGUUGAUGCAAACAUUCCAGAUGCAGAUGUCAAUCUAACUGGUCCAAAGAUAGAAGGUGCUAUUGAUGUCCCUGACGUAGAUCUAGAUGUUGGUGGAGGCUCUGGUAAAAUCAAAGGCCCGAAAUUUAAAAUGCCAGAGUUCAAUAUAUCCGGACCCAAAUUGGAAAAGCCAGAUUUCAGUUUAAAAUUCAAGGGCCCGAAGGGUACAGCUGAUGUGGAUGUCCCGGAUGUUAAUCUAGAGGGUGAUCUCAAAGGCCCAGAUGUGAAUAUUAAAGGUCCUAAAGUUGAUAUUGAGGGACCUGAUGCCAAAGCAGGUGGACUCAAGUUUUCAAUGCCUUCCAUAACAUUGCCCAAGAUCAAGGGUCCUGAUUUUGAUUUGAGUCUCAAAGGCUCAGACGUGAAAGCUGACCAUGAUGCUGACGUCCCUUCUGCCAAGGUAGAGGGUGAGAUCAAAGGACUAAAUGUGGAUAUAGAUGCUCCUGAGGCUAACAUUAAGGGUCCGAGUUCCAAAUUCCACAUGCCCAAAAUCAGAAUGCCAAAAUUUGGGUUUGGUGGAGGGAAAGUAGAAGGGCCCGAUGUAAAUAUUGAUGCCAGCCUACCUGAGGCAGAUGUGAAUCUAACACGACCAGCAAUCGAAGGUGAUAUGGAAAUGCCAGAUGUAGAUCUAGACAUUGAGGGAAGUUCUGGCCGAAUCAAAGGCCCUAAAUUCAAAUUACCAGGAUUCGGUAUUUCUGGGCCGAAGAUCCCAAAGCCUGAUUUUGACCUGGAACUCAAAGGUCCAAAAUUGACAGGAGAUGUGGACGUCCCUGAUGUUAACUUUUCUGGUGACAUCAAAGGCCCUAAGAUUAAUAAACCUGGAAUCAGUAUCUCUGCUCCAAAGGUUCCAAAGCCUGAUUUGGGCCUGGAACUUAAAGGUCCAAAAGCCUCCAGGGAUUUUGAAGUGCCUGGUAUUGAAAUGGAGGGUGACAUCAAAGGCAAGAAUUUGAACAUUAAAGGUCCCAAAUUAGAUAUCGAGGGACCUAAUGUUAAAGAAACUGGAGCCAAAUUUUCAAUGCCUUCAAUACAUUUGCCACAUAUAACAGCUCCCAAUGUUGAUUUAAAUUUCAAAGGCCCAAAAUUAACGGGUGAUCAGACCACUGACAUCUCUUCACCAAGUAUCGAGGGAGAAAUUAAAGGACCAAAGAUUGAUGUAGAGACUCCAGACAUUGACUUGGGAGGUGCACAUGGACAGUUCCAAAUGCCAAAAAUCAGUAUGCCGACAUUUAAGAUGGGUGGAACCAAAUUAGAAGGAGCUGAUGUGGACAUUAAAGCCAAUGUUCCUGAGACAGAUGUUAGUAUAUCUGGGCCAAAGAUAAAAGGUGGGGUUGAAAUUCCUGAGGUAGAUAUGGAUGUUGAUGGUAAAAUCAAAGGCCCUGGAUUUCAAAUGCCAGGCAUUAACAUCUCUUUACCCAAAAUUAAAGCUCCUAAUUUAGAUUUUGGAUUUAAGGGUCCUGAACUGCCAGGAGGUGCUGCUGCUGAUAUUAACAUGGAAGGUGACAUUAAAGGUUCAGGUUUCGACAUCAAAGGUCCCAAAGUAGAUAUUGAGGCACCUGAUAUCAAAAUUGAUGGUCCUGACAUUAAAUCUCCAAGUUUAGGUGUUGAUAUUAGGGCACCUGAGAUAGAUACAGAUGGUCAAAGUGCACAUCUGAAAAUGCCAAAAAUGAAGAAGCCAAAAUUUGGAUUUGGAAUGAAAGGACCACAAGGUGACAUAAAUGCACCGUCGCUAGACAUUUCUGGUUCCGACGGAGAUUUAAAUGUUGAUUCAGCAGACUUGAACAUAAGCACCAAAGGAAAAAAGGGCAAAUUUAAGAUGCCCAAAUUCAAUAUCAAAUCAAAGAAACCGGCAGGAGAUGUGAAGGUGAACACUCCAACAAGUGAACUUGAUCUAUCCAAACCAGAAGCAGAUAUUAAGUCCCCAGAUCUAAAUGUCACACUUGGAUCAUCCGAUGGACAACUGAACAUCAAGCAUCCAAAAGUAAAGAAACAGCGAUUUGGAAAAAUGAAGCUGACAUUUCCAGAUGUUGAAUUUGAUCUGGCAUCAUCAAAAGCUAAAGGUGAACUAGCGAGUUCAAAAAUUGAAGGAGAUUUACAAGCACAUAAUAUUGAUGUUUCAUCUGCAGAUAUAGAAGGUCCACAUAUUAACAUCAGAGCACCAGCAGUAGAUGUCAAUGCAGAUGUUGCCUUGGAAGGACAUGGUUUCAAAGCUAAGGGCACAAAAUUAAAAUUGCCUUCACUAAAUAUCAAAUCAUCCAAAAUGUCUGAGCCAAAUUUGGAUAUUAAUUUAAAGGACACAGAUCUGGAAGGUGAAGUAUCAGGAGAUGUAAAAGAACCAACGAUUGACAUAAAGAGACCUGAAAUAGAUUUUGACGUUGAUGCUCCAAAUGUUGAUAUUGAAAAACCAGAAAGCAAAUUAAAAAUGAAAAUAAAGAAACCAAAGCUUAAUAUUUCAGGACCAAAAUUGAAAGGUUCAGGUGUGGACAUUAAUGUUAAUACAUCAAAAUUAGAGAGUGGAAUUAAAGGACCUGAGGUUAACAUUGACGCACCCAGUAUUGACCUUCAACCCAAUAUUGCUGGUCCAGAUCUGCACCUGAAAGGAUCAAGUCUCAAGUCAGCAGACGGUGACUUUGAAAGUGCAGAAGGAAAGCUGAAAAUGCCUGCAAUUAACAUUUCUGGUACUAAAUUGCAAGGUCCUGAUCUGAAUCUUGACACAAAAGGAGUGAAGAUAGGAGGUGAUGUUAAGACACCAGCUGUACAUGUCAAUCUUGAAACAUCUGAUAUGAACAUAAAUGCUGAUGGCAAGUUCAAAGGACCCAAAAUUCCAAUACCUUCAAUUGACAUCUCCACGCCUAAAUUGGACUUAAAUUCAAAGCAUCCACAGAUAAAAGGAGAUGUCAAUAUUUCUAACCCAAAUAUGAAAGGAAACUUUAGAGGACCAGAUGUGCAUGUAAAAGGUCCUAGUAUAGAUGUUAGUGGUGCUGAUAUUGAAGUUAAAGGUGGAGAAGGAAAGCUAAAGAUGCCUCAGAUCAAUCUUCCAAAAGCUGAUAUAAACCUUGCAGGACAGAUGAUAAAAGGGACCUCUGCAUCUGAUUUUGAUGUUAAUGUGAGGGGUCCUAAAUUAGAAGGAAGUUUGGAUACUGAUAUAAAAUGCCCUGAGUUGGACAUUAAGGGGCCAAAUGUGAAAAUGGAUACAUCAGAUAUUAACAUUGGUGGUCUAAAAGGAAAAGGUUCCAGUAUUGAUAUUAAUGUGCCAAAUGCUAACAUAGAAUUUUCUGAACCGAAGUUUGAGCAAGACAUAAAGAGAAGUAUAAAUGUUGCUGUACCAGAUGUGAACUUAAGUGCUAAAGUAAAGAGCCCUGAAGUAAAAGUUCCGACAGCUGAUGUGCAAUUUGAUGCAAAAGGCCCUACAAUCAAAGGUGGUGUUGAUGUUUCCAGUUCCAAAAUUGAUGUGAAAAGUCCAGAGCUUGACGUCAAAGCUUCAGACAUAAGUGCAGAUAUUAAAGCAGCAAUGGCUGAUCUUGAUAUUCCUUUGGAUAAAAUGACAAUACCUAAAUUUAAACAUUCUCAAUUCCAAAUAAAAGGGCCAAAUGUGGAAGCACAUCAAAUGACAACCAGUGUCAGUGUUUCAGGUGCACAGGGUCCAAAUGUUAAAAUUAAAGGACCACAGGCAAAUAUUAGGCUGCCAGAAGAUGAUACAGAUAGUUCAGGGGUUAAGGUAAAAAAGGGGAAACUUAAAAUGCCCAAAUUUAAUUUUUCUAAGUCUAAAGGGAAAAGUAGUAUUGAAGGAGCAGAGGGUGAAUUCAGUGUGUCUGGACCAAAGAUUGAUAUGAAGGGCUCAAAAGGUAGCCUGAGAUUCAGUGACAUUGAAAUGGAAGGACCAGAAAUGGCUGGAUCUGGUAAAGCUUCCGGUUUGGACAUAAACACUUCUCCAAAAGGGAAGUCAGGAACACUAGAUUUCUCAUUAUUUAAAGGCAAAAAAUCAGAACGUCAUAGGUCAUCUUCUCUGAGUGAUGAGCACGACUUUUCACCAUCAUCCCCCAAAGAUAGAGUAGAUUUUGGAGAGGCGGCUGUGGGUACAAAAGGAAAGAAAUCAAAACUGAAAUUUGGGACAUUUGGAGGCUUUGGGGCAAAGUCAAAAGGCUCCUAUGAGGUCACUCUUGGUGAAGGUGAGGCAGCAGCAGAGGGGAGCGGUAUCUCUCUAGUUUCUAAGAAGACCCGCCUAUCCUCCUCAUCCAGCAACGAAAGUGGAUCCAGAGCAGGAUUCCGACUUCCUAAGGUAGAACUGAAUAUCAACAAAAACAAAGAAUAAUUUUGUAAAUAGAGCCCGUGUUCUUGUAAAUAGAAAUUAACUGCAUUACUUUUAACUCAUAAGCCAAGGCACAGAGGUCCACUGGACUUCAUCCCUAACUCAUUGGCAGGUCAAAAGUCAGAUGGAUUAUUUAAAAGUGUUGAGCCAUUGUUUUUCUUUUUACAAUGCGAGGAUUGAACCAUAGCCAGAUCUGACUUGCAGGUAUUUCAAUACACUUCUGUAACAGCUAACACAACAAACUAAAGUUCUAUUACAAGCUGAAAGCAAUAGCCUACUAGCAGAAAAAUAAACUAUUUUGAUACAUUUUCUAUGUAGUGGUUUGUUAUUUUCAUAUACUGAUAAAAUUGAGGUGUUAAAACAUGUAAUCACUGGUGCUCUCUCUAGCUUACUUUAUUCAACGGAAUGCAGCUAAUCUAUGAGAGGUUUUAUUGAUUAAUGAUUUGAGCAGAGACAAUUGGAGAGGAAGAGUUUAAGUUGUCUUUAGACCAAUAGAAGCUAUCCUAUCUAUAUGAAAAGUGUAUUUUGGCAUUAGCCGAAACAGACUCAAUUCGUCCAGUUAUUGGUGCAGUAUUGCCAGUGUCUAACAGCAAUAAUGUUUGGCCAAUUUUAUUUCCUUGUAAACUUACAGGGCUGCAAAAAAAUCUAUUCUGGAUAGCUUAAAUUCUUCACUUUGUAAAAUGUAUUAACUGUUGGUCUGUGGAUCUAGUCAAGGCAUGUUUCCACUGUGAAUCUGAGUGUUAAUGCCAUCCUGCCCCCUUUAUCUUGUGCUUCUGCUGCUGUGAUCUUUUAUUCCCAUGUCCUAUCUCCCAAAGCCACAAAUAAAGAAGCCCCAAAGAAAUCAUUCAAUGUGCAACCAUGUAAUUUGAAUUCGUUUGAGUCACAGGUGUCAAAUAUAAGAAACACUAAAUUAAAUAACACAAUUUACUUGCACUUAAAAUGGCCCAUUCCCUUCCCACCCUCUCCUCUUCCCAAUUCCCUUUACCUCCAGGCAAUACAGCUUGGUUGAUAAAUGUAGUGCUCUCAAGUGUGAAUUUCAGAAUAGAUACGGUGGUCUGAGGUAGGCUUGCUAACAGCAUGUAUCGGCAGACCUGCGAAGGAGCCUGCACUAUCUGGUUUAAUUUUAAGAGCAGUAUAUGACAGCACUGGAUUAAAAUACUGCUUUGUUUGAGUCCACAGAUAGCACCAAACGCCCUGUAACUUAACAAACCCUUUCCUUUUGUUGCAAAUUACAGGAAAAUUGUGACUUUUCUAGUUUGUCUUACCAUUUCUUUGUUCCAUUCUAAAGUGUUGUUAAUAGAACUUUUUCUUCAUAAUUCUGUCUGCACUUUUAUGGCAAACAGUAGACGAUGGGAAUGUAAGACAAGUGCGUACCUUGUAAAAAUCAAAUAAAUUGUUCAUUACCCUGAAUUAGAAA
This is a messenger RNA of Stegostoma tigrinum, 21519 nucleotides long. RefSeq names its product AHNAK nucleoprotein (gene ahnak). The record is from RefSeq and is a predicted model, not a curated record. Gene Ontology annotation, biological process: regulation of RNA splicing. Gene Ontology annotation, cellular component: nucleus; cytoplasm; costamere. Lineage: Eukaryota; Metazoa; Chordata; Chondrichthyes; Orectolobiformes; Stegostomatidae. The coding region runs from base 225 to 20105 and encodes 6626 amino acids. The transcript has 5 exons. Gene Ontology annotation, molecular function: protein binding.